Messenger RNA from Strongylocentrotus purpuratus (purple sea urchin), 4221 nucleotides. Its product is annotated as galanin receptor type 1. The record is from RefSeq and is a predicted model, not a curated record. Gene Ontology annotation, biological process: G protein-coupled receptor signaling pathway. Gene Ontology annotation, molecular function: G protein-coupled receptor activity. Lineage: Eukaryota; Metazoa; Echinodermata; Echinoidea; Camarodonta; Strongylocentrotidae. The coding region runs from base 1 to 756 and encodes 251 amino acids. The transcript is spliced from 2 exons. Gene Ontology annotation, cellular component: membrane.
AUGUCCUCCUGGACACAUACUGUUAAUCAACAAACGGGCGAUGUUUUCCUGUCAAAGUCUGGUACAGCCAUCGUUCUUGCAGCGAUCUGGAUUGUAUGCCUUGGAUCUCAGAGCCCUCCAGCAAUCUAUGCGACACUGUAUCAAGACAGGCUCUGUGUAGAGCAAUGGCCCAACCUAUUAUCCCAACGAGCCUUCAAAACAAGCCUCUUUGUGUUCUUCUACGUCAUUCCUCUGGGUGUGAUCUGCCUCUGCUAUGCCCGCAUGGCUGCCGUGUUGUGGAACGCCGGGGCAGAGUUCGUCAGUCCGUACAUGGCUGGAGCUCCACGCAGACGACACACCAGACGUAAGGUGGCGCGGAUGGUGAUGAUCCUGGUGUCUUGUUUCUCCAUCUGUUGGCUCCCCUACCACAUCCGUAGCAUCAUGGAAUGCUGGCAACUUAUCACAAUGUCGCCCUUUAGCUACUACUUCGGCAUCAUCUGUAGGCUGAUGGGCUACGCCAACAGCUGCCUCAAUCCCCUCCUCUACUCGUGUCUCUGCGAGAAUUUCCGCAAGAAUUACUACCAGGCUUGCUCCUGCUGCUGUGUGGGGAAGAAGGAAAGAAACUGCAAGGCUCAACUCAUCUGCUGUCACGAGCUCUACCCAAACGGAACAGCGGCCCUAGAGUGUGAGCAGACACGAAACACCACCAACUCUACUCGCAUGUCAGCAGUGGGAAGUAGGAAAUCUUUCACGAGUUCAGGAGGACGGAUAUCCUAGUCUUUGACGAAGUCUCAAGGUCUCAAGAACUGACCAGAUAAUUAUGAGCCCAAUCUACGUUGAUAAUGAUGAAGGAUAUUGAACUCUCUUGACGCAACUCUCACCUGAUCAAGCAUGUUAAACCAGUCAGGGAGUCAGUCGUUCUGGGAGGACAAUCCUAGCAUACACCCAACGGUCUCAAGACGUUCACAAAAUGUCCUGAGGCCGUUAUAGAACGUCCAUUCACGUAAAAAGUUUCGUGUUUCGUCGGAUGGGCGUUUUCAAUUAUUCGCAUCGGUAGAUCUUUUGGCUGUGACUUGUCACAUUAUCUUUUCCAAUCGGAUAUAAAUUGCCAAAGGCAAAUACGUUCAAUUUUCAUUAGUAGUUAUCCGAGAUUAAGGUUCCGGAUUUUAGGGUUAACAUAGCGUGGGCAUAAUGUCAUGGUUAAAUAAUAAGUCAUAUCUGCCAAGUCUCUGCCUAGGGUUCGUUAGCAUUCAUAAUGCAUUAAAGAAUGACGUACUUUGCUUCUGAAGAUUUCUGUCUCUCCACUCUACUGUUCAGCGCCAUCGAUUUGGGAACCGCUUCUUAAAUUUAAUGAAUGUACCAAGCGAAUUGCAUACUUAUCUUAGAAUUGCUCAUAAAAUCAUAAAUGUUCCAUUUUAAAAAGUUUGUUCACCCUAACUCCGUGAAUACUCGCAGAGUUUUAACAGCUUUCUUGUGUUUUCCCUAAUUUAAGUAGCCUAGAUUUCUAAUUAAAUAGACUUUAAUGGCCUGCGAUUCGUUGAUAUGGGUCUAAAGUUACAUCUUUAGACUGGCAAAACAAUAUUUCACUCCUAGUCAGAUUCAGAACUCUGAUAUACAAUUGGUCUACAAUAUUAUUAUACCUCGGCGGAGAUAGAUAAAUAUAUUGCGUCGAAACUAGUUCCCAGAGUCUGGAGUUACACAGAUUAUUUCAGCGACGGUAUAAAAAAACAACAACACGUAAAACAGUGGGCGGGGGGGGGGGGAUGUCGCAAUUCAGAAAUUUUCAAUUCCAGACUUCUGCGUUGUGUAUGGCGCAUGAUGGUUCAUCUUCUUCGUAAUUACGUCGUAUACUAAUGACAUUUCAUGAAGAUAUUUUUGAACGUGCAAAAUGAGAUCUACAGUGUAAAUGUAAGUAAAUCCAUUCUUUUUCAAACAAAAACUAUUUUUCGUCGUUUCGUGUAAUUGCAUGUUAUACCUAUAGGACAAUUUUGUAAAAAAUUUGAAUAUGAGAAAACAAAAGUGAAAAAAGCCCGAAAUUUCUUUUGAUCAUCCGGGUAUAUUAAUUGCACUACAUAACAAGUUGUGCGUGUUGCUUAUAUAAACGUAGACAUUUUUAAAUCAAACGUCUGGACUUUCAUGUAGCUUCGAAUGUGCUGGAAUGAAUUCUAUUUGAAAUUCUAUUUGAGAUUCUAAGAUUUGAGUAUAUACAUGUAAUUAAUGGACGAUAUGAAGAACGUCAUAUAAUGUCGAUGUCGAUAUUGUUGUACUUGCACUUUACGAGUAACUAAUCCAGAUACCACAAGAUUUCAAACUUGUUUGUCAUGUAUAUGUUUUAAUGCUCGUUAAUGUAAAAUUGUAAGAUAUAUAGAGGAUCAUUUAACAGAUAUAUUGCAUUGUUAUAAUCUGUAAAUAUAUUUUUUAUUCACACAAUUAUAUCAAAUUAUUCGCAUGUAUAAAAUAUUAUAUACGCCACCAAAUUCGUUACUGCUCUUAGAUGAGAUACUGUAGUUGUAAUAGAAUUGUACAUGGAAAGUAUUUUUUGACUACUGCUUGAUUUGAGAGCAGGUGAAUCUAUUAGGUAAAGUUUGUAAUUAAAUGAAAUCACGGUUAGAGUAUUUGAGAAUAUUAAGCUACAAUAUAGCUGCCUAAAGUUAGGCUAUAGUCUACUUUGCUGGGGAUGAAACAAAGCAUCAGUAAAUCUAUUAUGGUUUCGUAAAUCAUAGUCAUUAUGGUAACAUUUCGAAUUGAAUUGAAGAACAUUACACGUCAAAUGCACGAAAACGAAAUAUCGACGGACAGAAAGCAACCGGCAGAAAGUGCACCUUUGAUGUUCAAGGUUUUUCUUCUAAAAGACACGAUCUUAAUUCCCAUUAUAGCUAGUUUGUGUAGGUCACGUCGUGUUUGAUGGUGCCAUUGUUGUAUUGCACUAAAAGCACUUAAGAGUUCGGAGAUAUGAAAAUGGUAUAUUAAUAAUGUGACAAAACACUUUAACAAGCAAGAAAGGGAAACAUCACGUCUGGGUACAUCAUAAAAACGAAACAUAAUAUCAACCCUGUACUCUCUUUGUAUGUGUAUUUUGUCCUUCUGUAACUGGGUGUCCUGACUUUUUGGCGGCGAUCUUAUAAGAUUGCGCGUGGGAUUAUUGUAUUUUUAAUCUAAUGGAAUCUCAAUCGCAAAGAAACAUCAUGUGGAUUAUUGUGCAGAAAGGUUAUAUGUUCCUGAAAACAAAACUGACGAUUAACCCUACGUAUAGACCCUGUUCUUAUUUGUAUUCAUUGUUCAUAUAUUUUUAUUAGAAAGAGAGCUUUAUACGAUAUUCUAUUUUCUAUCAUUCUUCCAUUUGUAAUGAUCAUGAUAAAGUUAAGGUUAAGAGUAGGAGUACAAAGUUAGUAUAGUCGUCAUGUUUGUUGUUCUUUCUUGUGUUAUGUAUCGGGUUUCUAGCAUAGCUGAAGCACUAAAUUUAAAAUCAAUUGUGAGUGGGUUAACAUCUUCCUUUUUCAUCAGAAACAUUGCACCCACCCCACCCCCUCCCCAAAGGGAUAAAGUACGAACGAUGACGUCGGUUUUGAUAAAAGUCGAUUGAUUGUGGGACAGACUUCAGCGCUUUUCCUAUUACGAUCAAACCCGAUACACAGUGUGACGAACAAUUAUCAUAUCGCAUUCUAAUUUGUGAUAUGUUUAUUGAAUUUAUUCCUGACAAGACGUUUCCUGUACUGUAAAAAAUUAUAUUCUCAUAUUCUAUGGUGUUUAUCUGUUUUUGUUCCAAUAUAAUUUGGCGUUGGUCACCACAAUCGUAUAUAUUUCACUAUUUCUUCCUCUGAUUGUUAUACUGUAUGUUCAUUGAUUGAUUUUCUUUUAUGUUAUAUUGAUUUUAGUCCUGCCUCCGCACAUAUACAAAUGAAAACACGUUAAUCUUCGCUUUUAUCACUAUAAUUUCUGUAAUUCUAUUAAUAAAAUGAUUGUAGAGUAUUUCACAUACAUACGUUCAUCAAGUGUAUUUUAUUUGUAAUGUGUACUGAUGGGCAAGUGCGGUGAUAUGCUUGUAAGACAGUAAUCCGUGUAAUUUCGACAUAAACUCGUUUCUAAGUCUAUAAUCUGCUGGGAUUAAGAUGCUUUACAUUACCAAAACUCUGUUUCAAAGCCUCCACUUAAAUCAGUCUUAAUUCUGGAUAAAGAAAGCUUUAAAAAGAAAAAAAAAAUCAUCACUGAUAACGCGUCCACGAGCAGACGGAAAUGAUAAAA